Messenger RNA from Sinocyclocheilus rhinocerous, 1102 nucleotides. RefSeq lists its product as uncharacterized. Bases 65 to 709 code for a protein of 214 amino acids. Lineage: Eukaryota; Metazoa; Chordata; Actinopteri; Cypriniformes; Cyprinidae. The record is from RefSeq and is a predicted model, not a curated record. The transcript is spliced from 5 exons.
GUGAGCAGCAGAGAGAGUCAGAGUGGAAUAAACUUGAGGACACACAGACCGCAGAAUCACAACCAUGAAUGCUGUAAAUGCUGUGCAACUGUUCAUUCUGGUUUGGACCUUUACUGCUGUCUGUCAAGCUGAUAAAAAUGUAAGCUGUAAGAAUGUGACUGGAUAUGUGGGGAAAGAAGUACAUCUCACCUGCAGAGUCUCUCAGCAGUGUGCUAAAUACUGCUUUAAAAUGUUUAUGUUUCAAUACCCUAAGAGCUAUAAAAACUCAACAAUCUGUAAAGAAGAGCCUCCUGUGAACUCCUGUGAUCAGAGAAACAGCUUCACAUGCCGCUACACUCCAACUACUGCAAUGACAGAACAAUUCAGAUUCUUUGCGCAAACAAACUGUGGAACGGAAACAACAAAAUUUACCGUAGACAUAACAGGGCCCACUACACCUGCAGUUGUUACUGGAGCUCCUGGCGAGAAAGCGGAAUUCAAGGUCACGAACGUACCAGGACCAUCCGCACCAGACACAGCAGCAGGUCACGAAUCUAAGGUUUCUGUCUUCGCUGCAGCUGUGGGCUGUUUCAUCCUCAUCAUCCUCAUAAUGACAAUCAUUCACAACAGGAAACCAAACUUCACCAAAUCUUGUGGAUUCCAGAAGAGGAUGUUUCUGUGCAUCAAACAUGAUGAAGACAACACCACUCCUCCAGAAGAUGUGAUAUAAUAGCACUGACUCAGCAGUACGAGUUCUCAUGUGGUGCUCAUGAAACACACAGCUUUAUUUGAACUCCAGCAAGCUCCAUACUCUACUAUCUGUUACUGAAUAUAUAACUCUGGCUGUUGGUUUAAAACUAAAACUUCUAUUUAUAUUAAUUUCUGUGAAAUAACAGUAUAUUAUUGAUCUGUUCGAUCAGUGUGUAUAUUUGUAUAUGUGACUUUAAUGAACUCAAGCUUUUGUGAACUUUAAGAGGAAACACAGCAAAACUCAAACUGUGUUUGGUUUUGCUCUUUUUUUCCUGACUUUUAAGGAAUGUCUAUAAUGAAUGUCAAUUUUGUAUCUGGUACAGUAAAUGUCAAUAUAGCUGAAGUUUGGAAAUUAUAUUACUUCAUAUUCUGC